CACGCACGCGUCGUUGAACACUCAUCAUGCCUAAGAAGCGACGCGCCAAUGGCCGCAACAAGCCCGCCAAUGCGCGCGGACACGUCAAGCGCGUGUUCUGCGAAGCGUCCGGCUCGAUGGUGCCCAAGGACAAGGCCGUGAAGCGGUUCCUCGUCAGGAACAUCGUCGAGUCCGCGGCCAUCCGCGAUCUUCAGGAGUCCUGCGUCUUCGACUCGUACACGCUUCCCAAGCUCUACCGCAAGGUGUACUACUGCAUCUCCGCGGCGAUCCACAGCAAGGUCGUCCGCGUGCGCUCCGUGGAGGCGCGCCGCAUUCGCGAGCCGCCCAAGCGCAUGCGCCCCCAGGACAAGACCAAGAAGGACGAGAAGAAGGCCUAAGCGGGGUGGAUUGGAAAUGGCGAUGGCUUCGCGCGCGUCGGGACGACGCGCGCGGGCGCGUGGGUGGGGUCGCGCGAUCGGUAGGUGGCGUCGCGCGGGGGCAACGCCUCCGCGCAGACGCGCCGGGUCGCGCGGCCUGGGUUCGGUCUAGCGUGUAAUCAAACUAGCACGGAUCGUUGACG
Messenger RNA from Micromonas pusilla CCMP1545, 559 nucleotides. RefSeq lists its product as uncharacterized. Gene Ontology annotation, cellular component: ribosome; cytosolic small ribosomal subunit. Bases 27 to 377 code for a protein of 116 amino acids. The record is from RefSeq and is a predicted model, not a curated record. NCBI's taxonomy places the organism in Eukaryota, Viridiplantae, Chlorophyta, Mamiellophyceae, Mamiellales, Mamiellaceae. The transcript is spliced from 3 exons. Gene Ontology annotation, biological process: translation. Gene Ontology annotation, molecular function: structural constituent of ribosome; mRNA binding.